Messenger RNA from Paramormyrops kingsleyae, 5558 nucleotides. RefSeq names its product integrin, alpha 5 (fibronectin receptor, alpha polypeptide). Gene Ontology annotation, biological process: cell adhesion mediated by integrin; angiogenesis; cell-cell adhesion. Gene Ontology annotation, cellular component: external side of plasma membrane; integrin complex. The record is from RefSeq and is a predicted model, not a curated record. NCBI's taxonomy places the organism in Eukaryota, Metazoa, Chordata, Actinopteri, Osteoglossiformes, Mormyridae. Gene Ontology annotation, molecular function: integrin binding.
UCUCUCUCCAAUACUCCAUCCAACAGAGCGGAUAGACUUGGAAAAGAGAAAGGAGUGAGUGAAGGGGACAGAUCGAACAACGUUAAAUUCAGAAGCGCUAGUAAUAUGAGCGCAUACUAGACAAUACGGAUGAGAUAAUACACUGCGGAGGUAAAGAUACGUAUAGUGAAUGAACUCAGCGAAAAAAAAUGAAUCUCAAAAGACGACUGUCGAGAAGUUUUAAGAAGUUUCUCUCAUGCGGCUUUGCGCUUCGAGCCUUUGCCAGCACUUUUGCUGUGGUUCUCCUGCCGUGGUGCGCAGCUUUUAAUCUGGACGUGAGCAACCCGGCUGUGUACUCUGGACCUAAAGGCAGUUACUUCGGCUAUUCCGUGGAGUUUUACUUAGCCAAUUUCUCAAGUGUCAGCAUUUUGGUUGGUGCUCCCAAAGCCAACACCAGCCAAUUAAGCAUCACAGAGGGCGGAUCUGUGUACUUCUGCCCCUGGAGUGGAAGUCAGUCACAGUGCACUGUCAUUGAAUUUGACACUGAAGGAGAUCGCAGUUACCAUGUCAAUGACACAGAUCUACAAGUGGAAUUUAAGUCCCAUCAAUGGUUUGGCGCCACAGUGAGAUCCCACGGAAGCACAAUACUGGCUUGUGCUCCUCGAUAUUACUGGAGAACAGAAGAAGACAUCCCCAAGUCUGAUGCAACAGGAACCUGCUUCCUCUCUGUAGAUAACUUCUCCAAAUUUGUGGAGUAUGCCCCAUGUCGUACAGAAAUACAUGGUCCUGCUGGCCAGGGCUAUUGUCAAGGGGGAUUCAGUGCUGACUUCACUAAGAGUGGGAAGGUGGUUCUUGGAGGUCCAGGCAGCUACUACUGGCAAGGUCAACUUAUUGCUGCCACAAAGGAGGAAAUCGUCAAGGCCUACUACCCUUCAUACUUCCUGUUGUCUGUUACGGGGCAAACUCAGACUCGACAGGCACAAGGGCACUAUGAUGAUAGCUACCUUGGCUACUCAGUUGCAGUGGGGGAAUUCAGUGGUGAUAUGGAAGAAGAUUUUGUGGCUGGUGUCCCAAAAGGAAUCAUGCUUUAUGGUUUAGUGUCUAUUUUGAAUGGAACUAACAUGAAGUCAGUGCUUAACAUCACAGGUGAACAGAUGGGCUCCUACUUUGGCUACACUGUGGCAGCCACUGACAUCAACAACGAUGGUCUGGAUGACCUUUUGGUGGGAGCCCCCAUGUUUAUGGUCCGUGGAUCUGAUGGGCGGCUGGAGGAGGUCGGCCGCGUCUACCUUUAUCUUCAACGACACCCCCUGGACUUUGAGCCUGUCUUCCCCCAUCUAACUGGGACACAGAUAUUUGGGAGAUUUGGAAGCUGCGUCGCCCCCCUGGGAGACCUCAACCAGGAUGGAUUCAAUGAUGUAGCUAUCAGCUCUCCUUUUGGGGGUGAGGAACAGCAAGGACUGGUCUUCAUCUAUAAUGGCUAUGCAGGAGGGGUCAAGGACAUGCCCUCCCAGGUCCUCGCUGGCCAAUGGGCCUCCAGCACCUUUCCUGCCAGCUUUGGCUAUGCCAUGCGUGGAAACAAGGACCUAGACAUGAACGGAUACCCAGAUCUCAUAGUAGGUGCAUUUGGAGUUGAUAAGGCAAUUCUUUACAGAGCACGACCUGUUGUCAACACCAGUGUCUCCCUUUUGGUGUUCCCCACCAUGAUCAACCCCGAAGAGAGGAGCUGUAUCAUCUUGCGCGGGAAUGAGACUGUCCUUGUGUCCUGUGUCAACCUCAGUUUCUGCCUCUCAGCCAAUGGGAAACACCUACCCGACGAUUUAGACUUUGUGGUGGAAAUCCAGCUGGACAGUGUGAAGCAGAGGCAGAAGGGGGCGGUGAGGAGGGCCCUCUUUGUUGACACGCGGCAGCCCAGCAUGCGGAAGAGGCUGCGGCUGGCCAAUGGGGCGCGCAUGUGCCACGAGACCAGGAUCUACCUACGGGAGGAAAAAGAAUUUCGGGACAAGCUGUCACCCAUCUAUGUCUCACUCAACUACAGCCUGGACCCCCAGGCCGCUGUGGAUUCCCAUGGCUUGAGGCCCAUCCUUAACUACCAGACCCCUGAUCUCAUCGAGCAGAAGGCUCAGAUCUUGCUGGACUGCGGAGAAGACAACAUCUGUGUUCCUGACCUGAAGCUGGCUGUAUACGGGGACAGGAAGGAGGUGUACUUGGGUGACGACAACUCGCUGACCUUGAUGUUCAACGCUAGAAAUGAGGGAGAGGGAGGGGCUUAUGAAGCAGAGCUCUACGUGGUGUUGCCUCCGGAGGCCGACUACAGUGGCAUCUCGCGGAACAACGAGAGCCUGUCCCAGUUGACAUGCAGCUACGAGACGGAGAAUCAGACCCGCUACCUCAUCUGCGACCUGGGAAACCCAAUGAAGUCCGGAACAAGCCUGUGGGCAGGCCUCCGCUUCACCGUGCCCCGCCUGAAAGACACGCACAGGACAGUGCAGUUUGAGUUUCAGAUACGCAGUAAAAAUGAGAAUAACUCGCGGAGCAACGUGGUUCCAUUCAGGCUGGAGGCCGCCGUGCUGGCUGAUGUCAUUCUGCAGGGGGUCUCCCGGCCGGACAAGGUCAUUUUCCCUCCGGCCAACUGGAGAGUCAACCAGAGGCUGCAGGACGAGCAGGAUGUUGGCCCCCCUGUGCAGCAUGUUUAUGAGCUCGUGAACAAUGGACCAAGUGCCAUCAGCAGUGCCUUGCUGGAGCUGCAGUGUCCCAUGGGAAGCCGUGAUCACAGGCUGAUGUAUCCCCUGGAGGUGACCAUGCAGGGACCACUGAACUGCACCACCCAAGGCGUCAUCAACCCCAUGCGGCUGAAGCUCCAGAAGGCUCCCGUGGAGCAGCAACCCCCAACGACAGCCACCCCGGAUCACCAUGUGAGAAGGAGGGAGGUCCACAGAGACCGGCUGUCUGAGAUGGGCAACCUGUCCUGCUUGAGCGUGGACUGCUGGACGCUGCGGUGUCACGUGGGCCUCCUCGAGAAGGGCACAUCCGCCAUCCUCAAAGUGCGCUCGCGAAUCUGGGCCGAGACCUUCAUAGAGAGGGCCUUCAAGCAGUAUGUGCUGGAGUGCUCUGCUCGCUACGUUGUUCACAAGAUGCCGUACGCCAUCCUGCCCAAAGAGCCUCCCCGAGGAGCCAGAGCGGUGGUUACCCCGGUGGUGUGGAGCAAACCGGACAGCCAGUACGCUGUACCACUGUGGAUCAUCAUACUGGCAAUACUGGCUGGUCUCUUGCUUCUGGCUCUGCUCAGCUAUGUCCUUUACAAACUGGGUUUCUUCAAGCGCUCGCUUCCCUACGGCACAGCGAUGGAGAAGGCACACCUUAAGCCGCAGGCUGCCUCCGAGGCCUGAGGCAGGAGGCUGCGGCAGACCGCAACUGAGCCGAGCCGAGGCAGCAGCAGAGGCAGCGACGUCAGCCAUCAGACACUCAAGACCAAUUUAGGUUCCGGAGGGGAAUCUGCCAGAUUAACUGUCAGAAGAAAAGGCUGCAGAUUUUUAGAGGGAGGGUUACUUAAACACCCCCUGCAGCAUCCUAAAAAAAAAAGAAAAGCAAAUUUGUUUUUCUGAGAUGGAAUAUGGAGGUUGAUUUUCACCCAGUUGAUUGAACAAAACAAUGUCAACGUGAUGGCAUUUAUACCCUAAAGCUCAUCAAACGGCGUCCGCUACGACGUGCACUUCUCUUGUUCGUUCUUAUCUUAAGCGUGCUCAGUAUUGAUGUGAGGGAUUAUUUGAUACUUUGGCAGGGAUCGAUGUACAUUUUUCGAUGUGUGCUUCACCACCUGCACAAAAGCGACGUCCUUGAGGAAUCGAUGCUUCGGAAAGGUCACGGCGAGGUCACAGCUGAGCCUGCGUGACACGCGGCAGUGGAGAGACGUUCGAUACCAAAGAGACGUCCCUGUGUGGGAAGUCGUGCAUAAGCCACCUUGAAGCUCCCGAAGUGCCUUUUUACUUUCGGUUUUCUUUCGGCCAGUAGCUGUUCUGGAUCAUCUCCAAAACGUGAACGUCUGAUACGGCUUAAACAUGCAGGGCUGGAAAUGAAGAGGACAGUAAACACAGGGGAGAUUUUAUCAUUUCCAUGUCGUCUUUGGAAGGGGCAUAUAAAGUAUGAGUCUGAGCUGUACACAGGCUGCCCCCAGAACCGUAUGUUUUUGCCUUUUCAGCCUCCCGUUGGCAUGGAGGGCACUUGGCAGGGAGAAUCUGAUGUUCUGAUGAACAAAGAGAAGCAGAGCGGAAAGUUGGACUGGCUGUCCUUCAGAGGGUUUGUUUCUGCUCAUCCCAUCCAGGAUCCCUCCGUGUUUCUCACACAAAGAACACAGAAAAAUGCAAGACCAGCAGAACGAAAAGGCAGCGCGAUGAACAUCACGCCACCUGGGAUAUGACUGGAGACGUAGCGGACACAUGAAAUGUACUGCAGCCUUAAAGUGUUCCAGAGCUCUGUCUUUCAUACAGAUGAUAAAGUAUCUCAGUCUCAAAGUCAUAUGAUGAGAAAAAAGAUCAGGAUUUGUACCGACUGUAUGUAAAUUGUAUGCAUUGUUACAAGUUUUGCUUUAAUGUUUUGAUAGAAUUAUCAGAUAUAAUGAGAGAAAGAACUCCUGCAUGUGCGUUGGCUGUUUGUGUCCCCAGACACUUGAAAUUCAGUUAAUACUGUACCCUGUUAGGUUUCAUAACAGUUAGCAAGUUGGGUGGGGGGGUGAUUUAACCUGACACUGGUUUGAUUUGAAUUUCUAUGCAUUUAAUUGGUCUAGAAGCCAUUGAAGAGGCUUCAGAUUGUAAUUCUCUACAGUACAAAGGAAAAGUCUGGCUCUGAAGGCUCGAGGUAUGAAUAUUUAUAGGCAGAGGUAAAUGUGGGACUCUUUGCUGUAGGAAUCCUUUGAAAAGUUACUUUUAAGUGCAAUAUUAUUUCUGUGUAUUUUUACUUUUUGCUUUGGUCGGUGCGCUGACACACAAGCGGCAGUUUUGAUUUAAUCCACACAUUUUUUGCUGAAGACACAAGAAGGUCGUCUGGGGUCCUCACCCUUUGGCUGUGGUUGAUAUCUGUAUAACUUUCCAUCGGUGAGUCUUUCAAGGAAUUCACAGAAAGUCUGUGACUUUUUUUUUUUCAGUUAGCUUUACAGGAACAGCAAGGAUACUUAUAAGAAAAUGUUCAGUCCACAAGUUUCAUAAGCUGAUGGAAAAGCAGGACAAUUGAUUUUUAAAUGCAACAUUCCUCCAUGCAAAAUUGCAUUUGACUAUGUUUGUAUUCUGCAUUAUUUCAGAAACCACAGUUUGUUACAUGCGGUAGCACAAGAAAUUGUUGAAGUGUCAUAAUAUUUUAGAAUGGGAAUAAGCACUGGGUUAUUCCUUCUGAAGUCUCUACUUCAAGCUAGUAAUCAUAUUAAGUUGUAAAUAUGUAUGUGCUAACUAGAAUAUUUGAAAAUUCUGUGGGAAAACAUUUUGUUGUUAAAUUUUCUCUCCCCAUAUUGGGGGAAACAUAUUUUAAAUAAUUGUUUUAUUGUUGUAUGUUACUGUUUACAACUCUAAUAAAUCUUUGAAUUUGUAUAA